Lachancea thermotolerans CBS 6340 is the source of this 855-nucleotide messenger RNA. RefSeq names its product Emc2p (gene EMC2). Gene Ontology annotation, biological process: protein folding in endoplasmic reticulum. Gene Ontology annotation, cellular component: EMC complex. Gene Ontology annotation, molecular function: protein binding. NCBI's taxonomy places the organism in Eukaryota, Fungi, Ascomycota, Saccharomycetes, Saccharomycetales, Saccharomycetaceae. Bases 1 to 855 code for a protein of 284 amino acids. The transcript has a single exon. The record is from RefSeq and is a predicted model, not a curated record.
AUGGAAAUCCUAAAAGACCGUUAUCUGACGAUUUGUUCAACGAAGUAUUAUACAGCGGCCCCAGCUCAUGAGGUGGCUUCACUAUGGGACCAGCUGAAGACGUACCUUGGAGCUGGCGAUCCCACCCUGAGCGAACUCGACUACAUGUCGCUAACACACAUGCUCUUCGAUCUUUCCAUUUACAACGGGAAAGACGUUGAGGCCGAGACACUUUUCAAGACUUUUAGAGACCGGUUUGGCUCCAGUUCACCUUAUCUGCAUGUAAUGCAGGCAACACUUCUACAGGUCAACAAGGGUGACCGCGAAGCUGAAGAGUUUCUUACAAAGCUUUUGAAAGAUGCACUUGAAUACGAAACAGAUAUUAUUGACUACCUGUUGGUGAGCAAGAAACUGCUAUCAAUAAGGCGCAAGUCUAUAACGAAAGAGGAAUAUCUAAAGCAGCUUUUGGGCCUCGCAGAAAAGUUCCCCGUUGACGGUGAGCUAUGGUACGCCAUUGCUCAAGAAUAUGCUUCGCUUGGUCAAUUCGAGCAGGCUGCUUAUUCCCUGGAGGAGGUCUUGUGCAUCGCACCUUUCAACUAUGUCGCCUUUGCUCAGCUGAGCGAGGCCCUUUACUACAGGGCUCUGCGAGAGAAAAAGGAUAAAGACAGUCUACUCCAGCAGUCAUUAAGCAACGCUCUAAGAAGUGUAGAGCUUUCUGAGAAUUUCGUUAAGGGGUGGGCGUUUGUGGCUGUGACAUCCAAGGAGCUCUCUAAGGCGAAGCUGCUGAAUCUAUCCAAAAAGAAACUACGAGAGAUAAUGGUCGGCUGUAACGAUACAGACAAGGCCACUGCAAAAAAAAUACUAGAGAAUUUAUAA